AUGUAUUUGAUAUACUUAAAAACGUCGGUACCAGUUCACGCUCCAGCAGCUGGAGUUAUAGAAGAAUUAUUGGUAGAAGAUGGAGCUACUGUACAACCAGGAAUGGAUUUAUUUAAAUUACGUGUAUCUGGAAGUACGCAGGAUGUCAAAGAGGGUGUUUUUGUAAAAGGCGCAUAUUGUCUUAAGACAUGGUGUACAAAAAAUGAACAAUACUUACUACAAACAAUCCUGAUCGUCAUGUCAGUAAGGGAUAUGGCCACUGUGAAGUGCAAUGCAACUUUGUACACAAUGUGGCAUACUCAGAACAACAUGAUCCAGGAGCUGUUGAGGCUUUCUCAGAAAUGUCAAAAUCUAUCAACUCCAGCUUUUGCACAAAACUUUCACACAUCACAAAUUACAAGAAACGAAGUUAGAGUCGUAAAAUGUCCCCAGUUGGCUGAAUCAUUAAGUGAAGGAGAUAUCAGAUGGGAAAAAGCUGUGGGAGAUACAGUAGCAGAAGAUGAAAUUGUUUGUGAAGUGGAGACAGAUAAGACGUCGGUACCAGUUCACGCUCCAGCAGCUGGAGUUAUAGAAGAAUUAUUGGUAGAAGAUGGAGCUACUGUACAACCAGGAAUGGAUUUAUUUAAAUUACGUGUAUCUGGAGAUGCUACAGUAGCAAAGCCUAAAGAAGCAGCUGCAGCCCCUCCUAAAGAACAACCUCCUGAAAGCAUCCCACCACCACCACCACCACCACCUUCACCAGUGUCAGCAGAAUCUCCCCCUGCUGUGAAACCAACUCCAUCAGAUGGACCAAUACCUUCUGUACCUCCACCUCCACCAUCUGUGCCAGUUACCCCAAUGGUUUCUGUUCCAACUUCAACUGUUAAACCUGCUGUAGCAGAUCCUAGUAAAAUUACUGAUUCUAGGUCUGAACAGAGGGUUAAAAUGAACAGAAUGAGACAACGUAUUGCCCAACGUCUUAAAGAAGCUCAAAAUAUUUAUGCAAUGUUAACCACUUUUAAUGAAAUAGAUAUGAGUAAUAUAAUAGAAAUGCGAAAACUUCACAAGGAUGCUUUUCUGAAAAAGCACGGCAUUAAAUUAGGAUUUAUGUCUGCUUUUGUAAAGGCAUCUGCCUAUGCUCUGAAAGAUCAACCAAUUGUUAAUGCAGUUAUUGACAAUUUGGAAAUUGUUCAUAGAGAUUACAUUGAUAUCAGUGUUGCUGUAGCUACACCAAAGGGAUUGGUAGUACCAGUAAUAAGGAAUGUAGGAAACAUGAAUUAUGCUGAUAUUGAAAAAGCAAUUAAUGCACUUGGAGAAAAGGCAAGACUUGGUAAUCUUGCCAUCGAAGACAUGGAUGGAGGGACCUUUACCAUAAGUAACGGAGGUGUUUUUGGCUCAGUAUUUGGCACUCCAAUCAUCAAUCCUCCUCAGUCUGCUAUUCUUGGAAUGCAUGCCGUCGUCGAUCGCCCGGUUGCCAUAAAUGGAAAGGUGGAAAUCCGUCCAAUGAUGUACGUCGCUCUUACUUACGAUCACCGUUUGAUAGACGGUAGAGAAGCGGUUCUAUUUUUACGGAAGAUCAAGGCUACGGUCGAAGACCCAAGAAUGCUUCUGUUAGAUAUUUAAUUUCGGAAGUAUUGGAAGCAAUUGCAAUAGUAUGUAUUAGUGGUAAAUGGCAAAUGACUUUAUUUAAUAAGGAAUGUCAUGAUUAAAUAGCAAAUAAGUACUCUUAUUUGAAUUUGUCUCCAAGAAUGAUUGUAAACAAGGCAAUUGUUUUUUGAAGAAACAAUUAUUGUCAUAUUCUGAAACAUUCAAGAAUGCUGUUGUUUAAUAUAACAAAUCUUGCCUGAAAUGAAAUAUUUUUAUUUUAGCAAAUAUUAUUUUAGCUUUUAUCAAUUAAUACAUUAUUUAAAUAAAAGACAAGAUUAUUAAUAAAUUUUAUUAUUAAAUUUUGACACUUCUAAAGGAAUACUAAAAAUUACAUUUCAAACUUGUUCUUUAAUUCUGAAUGAGUAUUUCUAUCAAAAUGAUUUAAUAGAAAUAAAGAAUUGUUUGAGUGAUGUAUUAUAAAAUAUAAAACAGGUACUUAAAUUCUAGAUUUCUUUUUAAGUCAUUUUGUAAACACACAGUAUAAUGAAAUUCAGCAAUUACUUUAUACAUAUUUUUAGUUAUAGAUUCACAUCCAAAUUACUUCCAUUUAAAUGUAUUAUUCUCGUUUUGAUAAUAAACAGAAAAUAAGAUUCUUUAAUUAAUAUUAUAUGUAAAAUUGAUAGCUACAGUGUUUAAGUACCAAUGCAAAUAAGCCCGGCAAGAAAUUCUUAUAAAAAAUUUUGGUUCUUUAUUUAAUCAAACAUAUGUAAUAAACUGCAAACCGAAAGGUGAGAGAACCAUUACAAUAAUGUUAAGUAAUUUAAUUUUUGAUACAACAUAACUGUGUUGGACAAAUGUAGCUGGACCUUAUAUCCUUAUAUCUGACAUAAAUUUAUCAACAGAUGGCUGAUCGUUUUGAAAUCAAACUAAUAAAUUAGUGACUAGCUCUUUUAGUAAUUUCUACAUAAAAAUUCUUUUAACACUUUUAGAAAAUACUGUCAUCUAUUCAUUGCUGUGGCUUUAUUUCAUUGCAUGUAUAAAAAAAACUAACAACAACUUACAGGGAGAUACAGAAAUAUCAUUGUAUCCUAUCUGUAUAGCUACACACAGCUCAGAAAUGGGAUGGCAUUUUUUAAUACUUACGAAAAAAAUUUGAAUUUGUAUGCACAGUUGCCAUAGAAAAUAAAAAAUAAAUAGUAAUAAUUAAAUGAAAUUGACACUAUGUCUGAAGGAAUUUGUUUUCACAAGACAAAAAUUACAUAUUAAUAUUUUAAAUGAA
Molecule: messenger RNA, 2845 nt
Organism: Centruroides sculpturatus (bark scorpion)
Lineage: Eukaryota; Metazoa; Arthropoda; Arachnida; Scorpiones; Buthidae
Product: dihydrolipoyllysine-residue succinyltransferase component of 2-oxoglutarate dehydrogenase complex, mitochondrial-like
Exons: 14
Coding region: 1-1602 (533 amino acids)
Biological process (GO): tricarboxylic acid cycle
Cellular component (GO): oxoglutarate dehydrogenase complex
Molecular function (GO): dihydrolipoyllysine-residue succinyltransferase activity
Source: RefSeq, a predicted model, not a curated record